CAAUCACAGUUCGUCUGACACCACCCCCUGGACCAAUUAGAUUCCGAAAGGCGGUAAAGGUUUUUUCUUCUUCGUGUGGAUGAAAUCCACUUCCAUCGGGAAAGAGUCAAGUUAUAAGAGGAGCGAAAAGUGGGAUGUUAUGAUUUGUUGAGUGGUGUCGAGGACAGGAAUGUUACUGUGACGGGAUACGGCAAUUCGAUUAUGUCARAUCCUUAAAAUGGAAUGUGUGCUGCCGUAGUUGAUUCCCAUAGAGCUUGUUCAGGAGAAGAGGAGCAAACAUGGACACGGAAGACUUUCCUCCCCCGCCUCCUGAAAUGUUAGCAGACGGCAACCCAUUUGAUGACGAAGACGAAGGAGAAGCUUUUGAUUUCGAUGACAGUGGCGAUGACGUCCCUCAGGCACCUCCAGCUCCUGAACYCCUUAUCGGCGAAGAUCAGAGCGAGCACGGCUCUGCGGCCAGUCACCCCGAGGGCUAUCCCAUCGUCUUGGAACCUCCAGCUCCUUUCUCAAACACAACCUCUUCAUCAUCAGCAGCAGCAGACCCUACAGCUGCUACAAGCAAGCCCUGUUCCCCAGGUGGAGCAACAACAGAAGCCGAACGGACAUCUGUUGCUGAGGGGAGUAAUGACAGGGAAACAGAUUUACCACCACCUCCAACUCCACCCCCUCCUCUUGGUUACGACUCGCAGACAGAUCCCAAAAGUACAGGCAGUGAAGGCCAGAAUGCAUCCAUGGAUGACCCGAACACUCCUCAGGAGYUCCUUGGCACCUCCUCCCAGGGUAAAGUCAACCCCUACUCUGUGAUUGAUAUCACUCCCAUCCAGCUGGAGCAGCAGCAUGGAUCCCUCUCUUCCUGUUCCUCACCGUCGGAGCCAAAAGAUGGAGAGGGAGAGGUGCAGGAUAUCCACCCCAGCUCCCCUGGCGUCACUUCAGGAUACUCUGUGCCUGUGCCAUGUGGCUAUGCUACCCCUUCUGGAGUCCCGCUCCUCACCCCAGCCUACACCACACCUGUCAUCAUUCGACAUCUCUCCGCGGAUGAAGAUGUGAGUGUGGUAGGGACUAGCAUCACUUCKGCUGACAGUGUUUUCUGUGAGGAGAAUCCACCGAUUACAGAAGAAGAUGCUUUGGCUAAAUGGGCAUCAGAUCCUGCAAACACUGCUUGGAUGGAAAGUCCAGAUGAGGUGAUCUAUGAUGAUGUGCCCAGAGAGAACUCUGACUCCAACACAGAUCCAGAUGAGAUGAUCUACGACGAUGUGGAGCUCGGGGAGGAGGGCGGCUGCAGCAGCUCCCUCGAUAACGGCUGGAGCUCCAGUGAGUUUGAAAGCUACGACGAAGCUAGCGAUGGMGAGAGUCGUCCUGAGAACGGCCUGCCCAACGCCUUCAUGAGAGGAAAACCCCCACAGAAGAAGAUCCAUCUCUCCCAAGAUCUGACACGCUUGAAAGAGCACUAUGAGAAAAAGAUGAAAGAUCUAAUGGCAAGUACAGUGGGAACGGUAGAGCUGCAGCAGUUAAAACAGAAACACGAGCUGAAGAUGCAAAAGCUGGUGAAGGCAGCCAAGGAAGGAACGAAAGAUGGACUUCAGAAAACCAGAGCUGCGGUGAAAAAGGGACGUUCCUUCAUCAAAACGAAGUCGUUCUGUCAGGAGAGAAAGUCGGCCUGUUUUGAGGAUGAAUCUGAACUUUUUAUCGAGGUGGACUGUUUCAAUGUUGAGCCGGUGCUGUGUCCAACACCAGAAGGUCUUACGCAGCAGCAGCUUGUUAGAAGAUGUAUAUUGGGCUCUAUUUUAGAGAGUGAGAAGAACUAUCUCGAUGCACUCAAGAGGAUAUUAGAGCUGUAUGAGAAGCCCCUGUCCCAGAUCGAGCCCAGACUGCUCAGCGACAGGAAGUUGAAGAUUGUCUUCUACCGCGUGCGUGAGAUCCUGCAGUGCCACUUCCUGUUUCAGAUCGCACUGGCGAGUCGCGUGGCUGAGUGGGAUGGCCUGGAGAUGAUAGGAGAUGUCUUUGUGGCGUCGUUUUCUAAGUCUAUGGUGCUGGAUGCCUACAGCGAGUACGUGAACAACUUCAGCACCGCAAUGGCCGUCGUAAGGAAGACGUGUGCCUCCAAACCUGGCUUCCUGGAGUUCCUUAAGAAUCGUCAAGAAACCAGCGGUGACAGAAUGACUCUUUAUGGUCUGAUGAUGAAACCCAUCCAGAGAUUCCCACAGUUUAUUUUGCUUCUUCAGGACAUGCUGAAGAACACACCAGUGGGCCACGCAGACCGUCUGCCCCUGCAGAUGGCCCUGACUGAACUGGAAACRUUGGCAGAGAAGCUAAACGAAAGAAAGAGGGAAGCCGACCAGCGCUGUGAGAUCCGUCACAUUGCAAAGGCUGUGAAUGAACGUUAUCUAAAUAAGCUGCUGAGUAACGGCACUCGCUACCUGAUCCGCUCAGACGACAUGGUGGAGACGGUCUAUAAUGAGCGAGGUGAAAUCAUCAAAACCAAGGAGCAACGCCUCUUCCUGCUUAAUGAUGUGCUCAUGUGUGCCACGCCCAACAUCCGGUGUCAGGAUGGCAGUGGGAGUGGGAGCGGCAGUGGAAAUGCUCCACUCGAUCAGAGGUUCCGCCUGAAGUGGAGUGUGCCUCUGAGCUUCGUGGAAGUGCUGGAGUUUGGAUCGAGCGAGGACAUGGUCGACAGAAGCCGCCACCCUGCUCCUCACUCCGGAGAGAAGGUGGUGAUCAGCGCCAAGCCAAACAAAUUGUACAUGGGCCCUGGCCAGCUGUACCAAGACCUGCAAAACCUGAUCCACGACCUCAGUUUGGUCAAUCAGAUCUCCACUAUGAUCAGCAGCCUUAAAGGAAACUAUCAGAAUGUGAAUCCCACCGUGGCGCACGAUUGGGUCUCGGGUCUCCAGAGGCUAAUUCUGAAGAAGGAAGAGGAGAUUAGAGCAGCUGACCGGUGCAGAAUUCAACUCCAGCUGCCCGGCAAACAAGACAAGACGGGUAAACCAACAUACUUCAGUGCUGUGUUCAAUACACACAGCCCAGCAAUCAAACAGUCAUGGAUCAGUAACUUGCAGAYGGCUAAGUUGGCUCUAGAAGAGGACAACCUGCAGGGCUGGUUCUUUGCAGAUGACGAUGGUAAUCAAAUCAAAAAGCAGAAACACCCUCUCUUACUUCGACAGAUGCCUGUCGUUAUGUCAAAACUACAAGAGUUCAAGGUGGAAUGUGCGGUUCACAAUCCAGAGCCCCACAUUAAUCCAGAGAGCACGGCUGACUCUCCUGUUGUGGGCCACGGAUGUGUCUGGGUUGCAAGUUGCACAAACCAGAUGGGCCAAAUAGCCAUAGUGGCCAUGCAGAACUCCAGCCCGAAAGUGACGGAGUGUUUCAACGUGGAGUCUCAAAUCCUCUGCAUGGCCUACGUUCCAACAGAACAGCUUCAUGAGAACGGUGACAAGGUGCCCGAGAACAGCCAGGUCCUCCUCACAAAGACCACCGACACUCCCACUGUCUGUCUGGGCAUGGAGGAGGGCAGCAUCAUCGUGUAUAAGAGCAGCCAGCGGUCCAAGAAGGUGCGUCUGCAGCAUUUCUUCACCCCAGACAAGUCUCCUGUCACCAGCGUGGUCUAUAAAAAGCACUGUCUGUACGCCGGCCUGGUUAGUGGCUCUGUGGCCGUUUACUCCAGAUCACAAGAUGGUUUGUGGAGCAGCGACAAGCCCAAGUUACUGAAGCUGGGAGUCCUUCCUGUUAAGGUGAUGCUGGCUGUGGAGGAUCACCUCUGGGCCUCUUCAGGUGGACAGGUCUUCAUCAUCAGCACCCACUCACACUGUGUAGAGAGGCAGUUGGAGGCCCACCAGGAGGAGGGUAUGGUGGUGUCUCACAUGGUGGUGGCCGGAGUGGGCAUCUGGAUCGCAUUCAGCUCCGGUUCUACGCUACGCCUCUUCCACACCGAGACCUUGGAGCACCUGCAGGACAUAAACAUCGCCACAACAGUUAACAAUGUUCUACCUGGGAACCAGAGGGUGUCUGUAAGCAGUCUGCUGGUUUGUCACAACCUACUAUUAGUUGGAACCAACUUGGGGGUGACUGUGGCUCUUUCUGUCCCCAGACUUCAGGGCAUCCCCAAAGUAACAGGUCGAGGAAUGGUGUCGUUGCACGCACACAACGGUCCCGUCAAGUUCCUCACCAUGGCUGCGGCGGUGUGUAACCGAUCACCUGGCCUGCCAACGUCCAGCCCUCCCUCCUCCCUCCAGGAGUCCCAGGAUGCAGAAAGCUCCCAGCAUUCUUCAUGCUCCACCUCAAACCCCCCUCAGGGCCGAGGCGUGUGGUUGGGAGAGGCGGGCUGCACCACCAUGGCUCUGCAGGACUCUCUGUCCUCUUCAUCCUGCGGCUCUUUAGCUCCUUCCCAAAGCUCUUUGGAGCAUGGUCCGGAGGACGGGGCCCUCUAUGACAUGCUGCAUGACACCGCCCACCACCAGAGGGGCCAGCGCUCGAGCAAGGUGGAUGUCAGCUCGCUGCUGGUGGUGUCUGGCGGUCUGGGCCACCGAAGGGUCAAUAAAAAGUCCAAACCAUCUCGCCACGAGGACAACACGUCCACCAUCAUGAUCUGGCAAAUCCCAUUACUGAAUAUGUGACAUCAGCACUACAUUAAUGGGAUGUUGUAAAAAGCAACACAUUUUUUUGUGUGUGUAUUUGUGGACAAAAUUAUUAUUAUUUUUUGUUAAACUGAAAUUCCUGCAAACAGCUUCGACAUGGAGGCCUGUUAAAUCUUGACAAAGUAUUUUGUAUCAGUCAAAAUCUACAUGUCUUAUUUUAAACCAAAACCUCAAACCCGUUUUCUAUAUUACAUUUCUGCUUUAAGAUAAAGAUCAAUAAAAUCACUCAAUCAUGAGGAGUGAUGGUAUGAGUAGCAUCAACAGAAGGGUCUGGAUAUAAUGUUUGAUAUCUGAAAACCACUUAAAGGUCACACAUUUCAAAUAGUUUUCAUUGUUCUGUUGGGUACAUGUCAUUCUGUGGCCUUUGUGCUGUUUACAYCUGCAGUAUUUAAAUCAGUGUUGUGAAAAGAAAACGACUGUCCUGCUUCUCUGGGAUGCAGGGUACAAAUGAGGCCAUGAAAUUGUUCAUUUCUUGGGAGAUUCUGCUUACAGCCUGUUGGAAACUGGAUUUAGAUCAUGCAUUUAAGAUCAAAGCUGUACAUCUGAAAUAUAAGAAUGCAGAAAUGGAUAUUUAUGAGAUUAAAGGCCAGAAAGAGAUACAAUUAUUCUGUAAAUGAGAAAAGGGGGAAAAGGGAUUUAAAAUAUGUGAAAAUCUUGAGUUUAAGAAGAGGUCUGAGCAUCCCUGGCUGGCCAGGUUUUUCUUUAAGAAAGAAAAAAAUUUUUUUCUUAAUGCAUUUUUAUUUCUCAGAUAGGAAUAUUUAAAAGAAGAUUCAUGCUUUUGUCCCAGUAGUCYAUAUUUGUGUGUAUUAACGAUUCUAUAAACACUUUUAUCGAGCA
Molecule: messenger RNA, 5468 nt
Organism: Austrofundulus limnaeus
Lineage: Eukaryota; Metazoa; Chordata; Actinopteri; Cyprinodontiformes; Rivulidae
Gene: arhgef10
Product: Rho guanine nucleotide exchange factor (GEF) 10
Exons: 29
Coding region: 279-4610 (1443 amino acids)
Biological process (GO): mitotic spindle assembly; actin cytoskeleton organization; positive regulation of stress fiber assembly
Cellular component (GO): centrosome
Molecular function (GO): protein binding; guanyl-nucleotide exchange factor activity
Source: RefSeq, a predicted model, not a curated record